Messenger RNA from Stegastes partitus (bicolor damselfish), 5452 nucleotides. RefSeq names its product SH3-domain GRB2-like 3a (gene sh3gl3a). The transcript is spliced from 11 exons. Gene Ontology annotation, cellular component: cytoplasm; glutamatergic synapse; presynapse. Gene Ontology annotation, molecular function: protein binding. The record is from RefSeq and is a predicted model, not a curated record. Lineage: Eukaryota; Metazoa; Chordata; Actinopteri; Pomacentridae. Bases 118 to 1272 code for a protein of 384 amino acids. Gene Ontology annotation, biological process: synaptic vesicle uncoating.
AGGGGUGACUGAUGAGUGCAGUGUUGUGGGCUCGGCUACAUUUUUACUUUACGUAAAUACCCACAGUGUUUCACGGAAUAUUUUCUCCUGCGGUGAAGUGUUUCACCUUUGUCGAGGAUGUCUGUGGCCGGACUGAAGAAACAGUUCCACAAAGCCAGUCAGCUACUCAGUGAAAAGAUCAGUGGAGCAGAGGGGACAAAGCUCGAUGAAGACUUCAUCGAGAUGGAGAGGAAAAUUGAGGUGACCAACAAGUUAGUGUUUGACCUCUUGUCCAAAACAACAGAAUACCUCCAGCCUAACCCAGCCUCUCGAGCCAAACUGAACAUGCUGAACACAAUGUCUAAGAUCCGCGGGCAGGUGAAGACCACUGGCUACCCUCAGACUGAAGGCCUUCUGGGAGACUGCAUGCUGCGCUUUGGCCAUGAACUGGGACAGGAGUCUGUGUUUGGCUCUGCUCUGGUGGAUAUGGGUGAGGCCAUGAGGCAGAUGGCAGAUGUGAAGGACUCCCUGGACAUAAAUGUCAAACAGAACUAUAUUGACCCCCUACAGAAUCUACAGGACAAGGACCUCAAGGAGAUCACGCACCACCUGAAGAAGCUGGAGGGCCGCAGAUUAGACUUCGACUAUAAGAAGAAGCGUCAAGGGAAAAUCCCAGAUGAGGAGAUUCGUCAGGCCGUGGAGAAGUUUGAUGAAAGCAAAGAGCUGGCUGAGAGGAGCAUGUUCAACUUCCUGGAGAAUGAUGUGGAGCAAGUGAGCCAGCUCUCAGCACUGAUCGAGGCAGCUUUAGAGUACCACCGGCAGUCAAGUGAAAUCCUGGAGGAGCUCAGCGGAAAGCUGCAGAGGAGGAUAUCCACAGCCAACACCCGGUCAAAGAGAGAGUUCAAACCAAAGUCCAUCCGGAGAAGCAUAGAAAUGCUGGACAACAGCCAGAACAAUGGGCUGUCCUACAGCCCCUCACUCAAAUCCACCGAUAUCCAGAUCACAAACACAUUCAAUGGGAAAACUGAUCAUAUAACCUCUGUCCCAAUGUCAUGGCCUGAGAGCCCCACUGCCAAUGGCAAUAUUCACCAGUCUGAGGUGUUGGACCAGCCAUGCUGUCGCUCCCUCUAUGACUUUGAGCCAGAAAACGAGGGAGAGCUGGGCUUCAAGGAGGGCGAUAUUAUCAUCCUUACCAACCAAAUAGAUGAAAACUGGUAUGAGGGCAUGAUCAACGGUGAGUCUGGCUUCUUUCCUAUCAACUACGUGAAGGUCAUUGUUCCCCUGCCUCAAUGAAGACCAGCACCUCGAGCGCUCCUCAGACUCCGUCCUGCCUCAUCACACUUGGCCUCUGUACUCAGCUCAACUGGGAUGUAAAAAUGCACAGAUCCUGAUCAGCCUGUAGCUGAAAAUAACUUUCGUGUUCUUGUUGUUCCAAGCUGACUUAAGAUCAGAUGUCGCUGAGUACAUUGUUUUUCCUAUUGACAUUUAUGAAUCUAAAGCCAACAGAAGCCCAAGCCAUUAACUGGGACACUCUGCCUAGUCGGACCACCAGUGUCCUUUGGGUCUGACCAAGGUGAAAAUGUCAAGCAGUCGUCAAACUCUGUGUUCCAUCUUGUCAGUCCAUCACAUUAGGUUGCUUCCAGUGUAUCCUUAUAAGUUUAUCUCUUUGAGCUGUCUGUCUUUUCCCUCCCAAAACCUCACCCACACUGAGGCUCCUUAACAUUGCUUUAAGUGCACCACCAGAUAAUGAUGACUGCUAUGUGAGACUAUACAGUUAUUUCAUUCAAUUAUUGUCACACUGUUUGCAUUAUAGGCACAUUCAAAACAUUUCAAGGUAUUUGGCUAAUUGUAUCAGAAUUUCCCUAAAAUUUUAUCUUGAAAUGUCAUUGACCUUUUUUUUUACUGCGCUGACCACAUGCUAGCUCACUAACAGGUUAAAUGAGUGAUUGAUGUUUAAAGGGUUGAUUCACCCAAAUUUAAGUUUAAAUUUUGAGCUAUUAGUCUGUGAGGACUUUUCCGUUACCCAAAUAUAAUGGAGGUGAAUGGAAUGCCACUUCUGCUGCUUGGAGUAUCAAACUGACAAAACAAAUUUCACAGCUCUGUAAGAAUGGGACUUAUUUUUAAUUUGAGAGAACUAACCUUUUUUUUUUUUUUUAAAAAGAGAGAGAAUCAGCAAGAUUAUUGCCAGCUUGUCUAUUUAAAACAAGUGCAAUUUUAUGUUGUGUUGCUUUUAAUAUUUUAAAAACAUUUCAUGUUCUGUAUCAUUGUCCAAAUACAAGCCUUGAUUCUCAGCAUCUGUGAUGCCAAAGUUCAAAUCAAGCCCAGUUUAUUUUAACUUAGUUUGACCAUCAUUUCUGUCCAUAAUUAUAACAUUGUACUAAGAUGAGGAACACGGUGACAUUGUUUUAAAGACGUUAGAUGGGUAAAGAAACACCAGCAGUCAGACAACUGUACCAGUUUUAUUAGUGUUUUUAGGGCAUGAUGGAGAUCAAAACAGUGCUAAAUGGAUCUGAUAACCAGGUGUAUGACUCUAAAUAAUUGUAAGUGUUGCUCAGCAAAAGUUUUCACAGAAACAUUCCUUUGUUGUUUUUUUUAGAUAUGUUUUAUUAUUUUGUAAACAUUUCAGCAACAGUUCUUGGGCACUUAAUGUCACCAGUGCGUGAAAGCCUAACAUUCCACUGGGACCAUAGUGGAUGUAUGUGACUCUGAUGCCAAUCUUGUGUUGUAGCUCAGUACUUUUCUGUUGAUGUCUUUCUUUCAUUCUAAAUGUCGCCUGUUUGCCUGCUGUGGCCUCAUUUUUACAACUGUGAGGAACUGAAGUCAACUCUACUGCUCUGAAUGUCCCUCUCUCUGUUUACAUGCUCUAACCUAUUGUGAUGUUGUAUAACAAUCUGGAUGGAUGCCUUGUCACACUGCAACCAUGUGAAAGUGAUGUUUUAAUUUUGUCCAUAUUGCACUGACGAUUUGAGAAUGUACCUCCCACAUACAUUUAUGGGUAUGCACCUUUUUUCUGUCACUGUUUUGCUUUCCCUCUUCUUUAGCAUUGCACUCUGUGUUAUUCACAACAGGAUUAAAGUCACUAUCAUAUCAAAUACAUUUGUGAGGUCAAAAUGGUAGAUACCAAAUUUAUACAACCACAUAUCUUGUUUGUACUGUACUAUAAUGAAUCCAUUAUCUCAAUUAUUGUAAUGCAGAUCAAAAAACAUGGUUGUAUCACAUCUUAAAUUCAAAGUACAGUGAGUCUGUAGACGUGGACUAUUCUGUGAUCUUGUGAAACUCGUACAGCUCUCCUAUUAGCUAUUCAAAAGCAGCAGAAUAAGUGAAAGCUUGCAAAUGUGUGCAAUGCUGAUGAACCUUUUAAUUUAAAUAGUAGCACAAUAACUAGCAGCCAUCCCUUCAGAGUCAAUUAAAUGUCAUCAGAUAAGAAGAUGUAAAAAAAUGAGGAAUUAAACUAAAUUGUGAGAAGCAAAGAGAGAAGCUAAGGUCUAUUUACCUCAGUUGAAAACCACGACCACUGGCUUUUAUUUACAUUUUUGUUUCUAAUGUCACCUGUUUUAUGAAUGGAUUUUAUUAUGUUUUAGUCAGAAACCUCUCUGUUGCCUCAUCUGCUGCAGUUUUCACUGUCUGUUGCAAACUCCACUUUCUUCACAUGGAGCAAUUGUCGAGAUGCAUUUAGGAUUAUCUUAAACAACAGCAAAGUCGUGCCACACUCACAGCUCUACUGUUCAAGUUUCUCUCUUCUAAUAGAAAUACAGAUGUUUUUUUAUUAGAAGUUUUGCCUCUUAGCAGUGCCAUGGAGCCAUUUUACUACGUUGAUUGCUGACAAGUAAAUGCAAAUGAAAAAUAUUUGACAUGGCUACAGGAUAAAUUCAGUGCGUUUUGGUGAGUAAUUGAAUUGCUUCAGUUUACGAUUUCAAACACGUCAACAGACAUGACUGGAGACUAAGAACUGUGUCAUCUGUUUGAAAAUGUGUUUGCAUAAGUUUACAUACAAAAGAAAGAUUAAUAUGUCAACAUUUCAGCAAGAAACAUGAAUUCACAGAGGUUCACUACAGGUGGUGGACAGAAACUAAGGUUUUUACUUUAGACUGGUUCUGAGACAGAUUCUGGGUCAAUUUGGAUCAGUUCAGAUCUAUAAUGUGUUUGGUUACCAACUGGAAAGCGUUUUUUAAAAUUUGCUACCGCUCUGAUUCACACCCUCACUUCCUUCCCUUUCAGUAGCAACAGCAAUUGAGGUAAUGGGUACUGUUGUAUUUACAGCUGUCCACCAUACCAAAGUGAUGGACAAAACAUGAUUUCUCAGGAACAAAACUGAAACAAUGACCACAUUUGCCACAAUGUAAACCAAUAAGAUUGUUCCAUCCUGUGUUUCUGUGUUGAGGAUAUUGUUUUUUUAUUUGUUUGUUGUUGUUGUUUUUUUUUUUUACUGAAAUGAGAAGACAAGAAAAAAAAAAUUUUCAUUGCAAAGUGGGGAGUUUGGCAUGAUUGAAUAAACCACAUGACCCCAUCUUAAUGUUCUGCUGCCUUUUUUUUAGUGAUCAGACCCAGAUAUUAGACAACUGUUAAGAAUUUACACGACUUAAUGAUUCUCAUUUCACAAACAGCUUUUCCCUCCAGACUUAUGUGCAUUUGCUUGCUAUAGUUUUAUUCUUAAAGACUUACUAAUAAUGUGAAUAGACAUAGCUCCAGACCUAAAGUUAGGUUUGGAUGUUUGUCUCAGUAUGUACUCUAUUCCUAAUUUAUGUUAUUUAUUCAUUUUUGACCAUAUGUAUACUGAGUUUUCUUUAUGUACAAUAGAAAGACAGUGAAGAAAAUAUAUUUGAUACUUACUGUUAGCUUGCAACUUCGUAGAUGUUCAAGAUGUUACAUGAUGAUUUGUUUUUUAAAUAAAGAUUGUGAUCAUGAAUUUUCUGGAUACUGGGGAGCACGUAGCACUUUGUGCUAUCUGCAGUAUAGUCACAGAACCUUACAGAAAAGAAUGUCCUUGAGAAGGUUUAUUCCUGCAUUAAGUCUCCAGACAACAACAGGGGAAGAUUUUAUUUUUUUUCAGAAUAUUUGAUUUAACCACAUAUUAAUAUACCAAAACAACUAUAUGUUGUUAUAUCAACUAUUUCCAAUGUGACUGGUUUUGUAGACUGAACACAAGAUAAGCCUAUUUCAAAUUAUUCUUAUUAUUAUUAUUGUUAUUAUCAUCAUUAUGAUCAGUUCGCCCCACAGUAUGAACGACUGAUUCUUUGAUACACUAAAUUAGGAGCGCUCUCUCAACAAUGUACCUCUGUUUGCCUUUGCAGUUUCUCUUCAGUAUUCAUUUUACAGCCUACUUCUAGACAAAGGAAAGUGGUUGUGCUGUUCUGUGUUUUAUUUUUACAGUAGCAUAAUUUAUGCAAAAGGUGUUUUAUAGACAUGUUGUAAAUGAAUAUAUGAAUAAAUAUAUUGCGUAAAUAAAAAAAAACAAGCAAAUAUUUAAUCAAAA